AUGGCCACCGGUACCACCACCACCGCUGCGGCCUCCAGCACGAGUCGUGUCAGUCCUCAAGGCGGCAUCCUUGAGGGCGGCAACCCGUCCCACUAUGACUCCAAGAACCCCAUUGUUCUGUUUAUCAUCCAAGCCGUCAUUAUCAUCGUCCUUUGUCGCCUGCUUCACUGGCCACUCUCCAAGAUCCGUCAACCUCGCGUCAUCGCAGAGGUCAUCGGCGGCAUCAUCUUGGGCCCCUCGGUGAUGGGCCAUAUCCCCGGAUUCACCGAUGCCAUUUUCCCCACCGCCAGCAUCCCCACACUGAAUGUUGUCGCCAACUUGGGGCUGGUCCUGUUCUUGUUCCUUGUCGGGCUGGAAACGGACUUGCGCUUCCUCGUCAGCAACUGGCGCACCGCCCUCAGUGUCUCCGCGGCUGGCAUGGCCCUGCCCUUCGGCCUGGGCUGUGCCAUCUCGUACGGUCUGUACAAGGAAUUCCAAAAUGAGCCCGGGACUGUCCCCAUUGAAUUUGGUACCUAUCUCCUCUUCAUCGGUAUCGCCAUGGCCAUUACUGCCUUCCCUGUUCUUUGUCGUAUAUUGACCGAGCUGAAACUCCUGGGGACCCGCGUUGGAGUCAUUACGUUGUCUGCCGGUGUCGGGAAUGAUAUUGUUGGCUGGGUGCUGCUGGCUCUCUGUGUCGCCUUGGUGAACGCAGGAACGGGCAUUACCGCACUCUACGUUCUACUCGUUUGUGUCGGGUACAUGCUCUUCCUGAUAUAUGGCUUCCGGCCGGUCUUCCUGCGCUUUCUCCAGCGUACUGGGAGUUUGCACAAAGGACCCAGUCAGUCUGUUGUGACGCUGACUCUACUUAUUGCACUGGCUUCUGCCUUUUUCACUCAGGUCAUCGGUGUGCAUGCCAUCUUCGGUGGUUUUGUCAUUGGGCUAAUGUGCCCUCACGAAGGUGGUUUUGCCAUCAAGCUGACAGAAAAGAUCGAGGAUGUCGUAGCAGCCCUCUUCUUACCUCUAUACUUCACGCUCUCUGGCCUCAGUACCGACUUGGGUUUGCUCGACAGUGGGAUUGUCUGGGGCUAUGUAGUGGGAGUUAUCGUCAUUGCCUUCCUGGCCAAGGUGAUUGGAGGCACGCUCGCGUCUCGUCUUAAUGGACUCCUCUGGCGAGAGAGUUUCUCGAUUGGUGUCUUGAUGAGUUGCAAGGGAUUGGUGGAGUUGAUCGUAUUGAAUAUUGGUCUUCAAGCGAAAAUUUUGAGCACUCGUACUUUCACCAUCUUCGUCGUCAUGGCUCUGGUCACUACUUUUAUAACCACUCCUCUCACCACCGCGCUCUAUCCAAACUGGUAUCAAGUCAAGGUGGAGCGCUGGCGAAAGGGGGAGAUUGACUGGGAUGGCAACCCUCUUCAGAGUGAUAGCCGCUCCGACAGUGUGACUGCGGUCAAGGAUCAGCUCAAGACUGUCCCGGUCCACAAGCUUUUGGUCUAUCUUCGCUUGGAUGGUCUCUCCGGAAUCUGUACCUUGGCUGCCCUUUUGACUCCCAACCGUGCCGCGGCUUUGGCUUCGCCCAGGACCCACCCUUCUAAAGCGCCUAAGAAGACCGAACAGGGUGUGGAAGAAGCCAUCUCGGCAGAUGAUACAGACGAGACUGCACUUCGAGUUCACGGUGUGCGACUUAUGGAAUUAGGUGACCGUGACUCGAGUGUCAUGAAAGUGUCGGCUGGAGAGCAGGCUCUCUGGGACCCCGUUGUCAACACCUUUCGUGCCUUUGGCGAGUGGCACGAUAUUUCUCUUAUGGCUGGUGUGUCGGUGGUGCCGGAACAUUCUUACGCAGAUACCGUCAUCAAUAUGGCUCGCCAAGAAACAACCGAUCUCCUUUUGCUCCCGUGGAGCGAGUCGGGCACGUUGACUGAUCGCCAGAAUGGCUUGGAGGUCGAUACCGCCAGCCGAUUUGCCAAUGGCUCAUAUACCGACUUUGUCUCUAGCGUCCUCCAGCGAGUUCCGGGUCACGUGGGUAUCUUCAUCGAGCAUAGCCCUGAUUCUCGCUCUCCCGAAACCAAACGGCCUCCUCCUCCGCCACAUGCCGCGGCUAGUGGACUGAGCAUCCAGUCCGUUUGGUCCCGCAAGGCCACCGGUGGCCGCUCUCACCACCUUGUGCUUCCCUUCCUCGGUGGCGAUGAUGAUCGUUUUGCUCUUCGCUUGAUUCUGCAAUUGGCCCAGAAUGACCACGUCACGGCUACAAUCAUUCAGAUCGGCGGUGGCCUUCCACCGACCUCUGCCACUGGCUCCGGCUCUAGUAGUGCGCACGCUCGCGGUAGCCAGUCUGAUAUCGUUUUCUUCGAGACUCUCCGGGAUUCUAUUCCCGAGGAUUUGCAAGAGCGUGUCGUCUUCCGACAGGCUGAGGUUCCUGAUACGAUCAGUGACCCGCUCCAACUCGCUCUAUCUGCCGUGCAGGCUGAACUCAGCAACAUCUCCAACAGGUCUGGCAGUAUCAUUGUCGUUGGACGGAAUAAGAAUUUGGCUGAGAUAGGUGUUCCCUCUAUUGACGCCAACGUUGGGCCUGAAACGUACCAUGCGCUCGGUGCCAUGGCUUCCACCAUGGUCGAUCCCGAGAGCAAGGGCUUUGGCAGCGUCCUUGUGUUGCAGGCUGGUACUAACACGGUCGUUGACUACCAAUGA
Messenger RNA from Penicillium argentinense, 2661 nucleotides. RefSeq names its product Kha1p. NCBI's taxonomy places the organism in Eukaryota, Fungi, Ascomycota, Eurotiomycetes, Eurotiales, Aspergillaceae. The record is from RefSeq and is a predicted model, not a curated record. Gene Ontology annotation, biological process: proton transmembrane transport. The transcript is spliced from 2 exons. Gene Ontology annotation, molecular function: antiporter activity. Bases 1 to 2661 code for a protein of 886 amino acids. Gene Ontology annotation, cellular component: membrane.